AUGCCAUCAUCUGAACAACAACAUCAUUCAUUAAAUCAUGAUUGUAUUUCAUCAUUUUCACCGUUAUAUCCUUCAAAUCUAAAUAAAUCAAUUUUAACAAUAUCACCUGAACAAAUAUAUUUGUCACCAUCAACUAUAGUUACACUUACAUGGAAUAUUUAUGAUAACGUAAUAGCAUCAAAUGAUACAAUCGGGAUAUUUUUACCAGAUAAAUUAACAUUUAAUGACGUUAUCGAAAAUGUUUAUACAAAUUUAAAUGCUUUAAAAAUUGGGCAAUAUCAUUGGCAUUGUACACAAACAAUGAUAAAUAAAUUAGCUAAUGUUGAUACUGUUUAUUUUCAAUAUUAUAAUUUAACUACUGGUGAAAUAAAAGCUCAAUCAUCUUUAAUACCAUUUAUUCAUGAUAAUAAUGAUAUACCAAAUAUGAUUAAUAUUGCACGACCUAUAUCAAUAAAAAUUUAUGAUCUUCAUGCAACAAAUUUACAUCGUGGUGUACUUUUUAAACCUGAUCCAUAUAUAAAAGUAUCAUUAAUAGCAGGUCAUCUUCAUAAACAAUUACGAACAUCGUCUCAUUUUCAUAAUCAAGAAAAACGAACAAAUGUCAUUCCGAAUACCUGUCAUCCAAAAUGGUAUAAUCAAUCAUUUAUAUUUCAAACAUUUCAGACAGAUUUAUUGGAGUUUGAAGUAAAAGAUAAAUUUGUUAAAACACGACCAACAAUGAAUCGUUUUCUUGGAAAAUUAACUAUUCAUGUGGGAUUUUUACUUGAUAAAUUAAAUAAAAAUACAGCAACUUUUGUUUUUAAUCUUCAACGACGUAAUUAUUCUGAUCAUGUUAGUGGAUGUUUAAUGUUUAAUGCUGCAUAUGUUAGAGCUGAAUCACCAACAAUACAAAGACCAUUAACGGAUGUUAAUCCAAUAGCAAAUGUUAAUCAAUCAGAACAAGAAACUAUUGUAGCUAACGAUAAUAAUCUUCCAUCAAUAAAUGAUAAUGAACAAACAAUAAAUCAUGCGUCAUCAGAAGAAAAUAAUAUAUCUGAUCAAAUUGAUGGUUCAACAUCUUCCAUAUCAAAUGAUCGAUUGUUAGAUUCUUCAAUAACACCAUCCAUUGACGAAUCGUUAUCAUUAGUUUCGGAAAAUACAAUCAUAGGCAAUGGAUCAACGAAUGAUGCUAAUCAGAUGUUGUUGAAUAUUUCUUCUAAUCAACCUAUAAUAACUACGACGGUUCUAACACAUUGUUCUUUAUUAUCAUCAUACCAAGGACAUGAUGAAGAGCAAGAAGAAAUAAAUGAGAACAACAUUGAUGACAAUCAACAACGACGAGAUGAAGAAGACAACAAUGACGAAGACGCGUCAUCGCAUAAUUGCAAUGUCAGAUCAACUAAUAUCGUUGUCCCUUCAUCUAUAAAGAAAAAAUUGAAACAUUGUCAUUCAUCAUCAACCUUACUUCCUUCACGUAUCCCACGUUCGUCAAGUAUAAUAACGACAUCAUCGAAGACAGGAAUGCUUCGACAUCAUCAACAUUCACAUCAUGAUACUUAUCGAACAUUACAAUUACCUGUCAACUCGACAAAUAAAUUGUUAAUUAUUACACCAAAUAGUCAACAUCAAUCAAUCAAAAAAAUGACAGCAGGAUCAGAAAAUAAUUUGCGUACAAGUGGAAAUCCUAUUCAUGAUAUAACAUAUAAUCAUUAUAAUAAUAACAACAACAGUUGUUUUAAUGAUGAAAGUGUUCGAACAUUAUCAAAAGAACUUCGUCAAGCAGCUCGAGAUCUUCAUCGUCUUCAAUCAAAAUAUGAACCAAUAACAACAUCAGAUACUAAUAAUCCAAAUAAUAAUAAUUCUAAUACAGAUUGUUCAUCUACUGAACAAACACGAAAAUUGAUUACACGUGAAUUACAAGAAUGGCAUAAACAACAAGUAUCAAAAUAUAAGAAUUUAACAACAACACCACCAAGAAAAAAUUCCGAAAAAACAAAUGAAUCGAUUUCAUCAUCAACAUUACAUCACAAUGAAACAGAGAAUAUGAUUACAAGUAUACUUCCAUCUAUUGAAGAUUCAAGAACAAUAGGUACUACAUCAUCUUUUAUUGUUACUGAAGAACCAAUUAUUAUACCAACAGUUAUCUCAACAUCACAAUCAAUUAUUAAAACAAAUGAUAAUUCCACUCAUCGAAAUAAUUCAAGGUUACAUGAAUCUUCAUUUAUGGUUACAUUACCACGUAAACCAGUUACUAUUGAUACUAGAACAUCACCACCACAAACAUUAACAACUGAUAUAAGUGAUCCUCCAUCUCCACCGAUAAUUAAUGCUUCUCCUCCUUUACCUUCUGGAUGGGAAAGUCGAAUUGAUCAAUUUGGUCGACCUUAUUUUAUUGAUCAUAAUAAUAAAACAACAACAUGGCAACGUCCAACAAUAGUAUCACAAUCAAUUGUUCCAACAUCUCGUCUUCCAAUAGCUGCUGUUGGUACUACUACUACUGCUGUUGGUACUACUACUACUACUACUACUGCUGCUACUACUAGUAUUAUUACUGCUCCUAAAAGUUCUUCUCCAACAAUUGAUCGUGAACGAAUGGAUAAACGUUAUCAAAGUAUUCGACGAACAACAACAAAUUCUUCCACAACCGAUUCAUCUAAUAUUCUUUCUCCUGAUAAUAACAAUAAUAAUAAUAAUACUACUACAAAUAAUGAUAUAUCAUCAUCAUCAUCGUCAUCAUCAUCAUCUGCUUCUUCAGCAAUCCAAACAACAGAAGAUUAUGUUCGUGCAACUCCAGCUUUAAAAUUUAUUUGCCGAUCAGAUUUUUAUCAAUUAUUUAAAACACAUCGUGAAGCACGUCAGAUGAUUAAAUCCGAUUCAUUAGCCGGUAUAUUACAACGUAUACGACAUGAUCCAUUAUUAUUUAAAAGAUACCAACAUAAUAAAGAACUAGUACGUUUUCUUAAUUUAUUUGCUGAUCCAACACGACCAUUACCAUCUCGUUGGGAUAUUAAACAUGAUGAUAGUGGAAAAUUAUUUUUUGUCGAUCAUAACACACGUUCAACAACAUAUAUUGAUCCACGUUUACCAAAUAAUGAUGAACAACAAUCAAUACUAGCUGCUAUUGCAUUACCACCAUCGAAUAGAAAUGAUGAAAAUUCUUCCAUAUCUUCUCGUACAAAUAAAAAGCCACAUGAACUUAUUACAUUGACUUAUAACGAAAAAGUUGUUGCAUUUAUGCGACAACCACAUAUAUAUGAUUUACUUAAAGCAAAUCAACUUGUACCAUUAACAAGUAAAUUACGUGAUAAAAUUCAAUUAAUACGUACUGAUGGUGUUCGAGCACUUGAUACAUUAUCAAAUUCUGUUGAUUUAAGUCUACUUAUUAGUGUCUUUCAUGAAGAUAUUGUGUCUUAUAUUCCCCCAUUAACACAAUCAGCUAUUGUUACAACAUCACAUUCUGUAUCAUCAUUUAUUUCUUCAUCACCAUCAACAACAUUUACUGUUGAACAUAGUAAACCAUCAUCAUCAUCAUCUCGACGUUCCUCAAGUCAACAAUCAUCGUCAUCAUCAUCAUCACGUCGACCAUGUUUUCAACAAAAAUUACGUGCUUUCUAUAAAAAACUUGAUUCAAAAGGCUAUGCAACAGGUCCAUCGAAAACAAAAGUAUCUAUAUCACGAAAUAAUUUACUUGCUGAUGCAUUUGAAAAAUUUAUGAAUCAAAUACCAAAAAAAGAUUUACAACGAAAUAAAUUAUUUAUUACAUUUACAGGUGAAGAAGGUCUUGAUUAUGGUGGACCAUCAAGAGAAUUCUUUUUACUUAUGUCAAGACAAUUUUUUAAUCCAUAUUAUGGAUUUUUUGAAUAUUCAGCUAGUGAUCAAUAUACAUUACAAAUAAGUCCUAUGUCAAAAUUUAAUGAAAACUAUACAGAAUGGAUGCGUUUUGGUGGACGAAUGCUUGCUGUGGCAUUGAUAAAUCAAUAUCUAGUUGAUGCAUUUCUUGUUCGUCCAUUAUAUAAAGCUUUAUUACGUGAACAUCAAUCAUUUACAUUAGCUGAUUUAGAAUCCCUUGAUCCAGAAUUUUAUCAAUCAUUAUUAUGGAUAAAAGAAAAUAAUGUUGAAAAUCAAGAUUUGUAUUUUUAUGUUAAUGAAGAUCAAUGUGGAAAAAUAAUCGAAAAAGAAUUAAAACCCGAGGGAAAAAAUUGUCAAGUUACCGAACGUAAUAAACGUGAAUUUCUUGAUUUAAUUAUUAAAUGGCGUAUCGAACGUGGUGUACAAGAACAAAUUGAUUGUUUUGUACGUGGUUUUUAUGAAAUAAUUGGUGAUCAUAAAUUAAUUUCAUCGAUGUUUGAUGCACGUGAAUUAGAAUUAGCUUUAUGUGGUACAAUGGAAAUUGAUUUAAAUGAUUGGCGUAUGAAUACAGAAUAUCGUGGUGGUUAUCAUGCACAACAUCAUGUUAUUGAAUGGUUUUGGUUUUGUGUUGAAAAACGUUUUGAUAAUGAACAACGUUUAAAAUUAUUACAAUUUGUUACUGGUACAUCAUCAAUACCGUACGAAGGUUUUUCAGCAUUACGUGGUUCAAAUGGACCAAGACGUUUUUGUAUUGAACGUUGGGGAAUAUCAGAUGCAUUACCACGUGCACAUACAUGUUUUAAUCGUCUUGAUUUACCAUCUUAUACAUCAUAUGAUAUAUUAUACAAUAAAUUAUUACUAGCCAUUGAAGAAACAAAUACAUUUGCAUCAUGUCUUAUUGUAAUGCAUACUUAUGGAUCAAUUACUAUUGAUGAUCCAUAUUUAUUAUCAAACAAUAUUAAUAAUAAUAAGCAAAAUGAUGAUGACAAUGAUGAUCAUGUGUUUGUCUCACGACGAGCAGGUCAUUUUAUAUUUCCAUCAAUAGCUUUUAUUACUCCGAAAAGUCGCUCAUUUGAAAACGUAGGUCAUGUUCCAGUGGAACGUCAAUUAUUUGGUCGAAAACAUCAUUGGGAUACAUAUUUUGGUCGUCGUCGAUAA
Molecule: messenger RNA, 4986 nt
Organism: Rotaria sp. Silwood2
Lineage: Eukaryota; Metazoa; Rotifera; Eurotatoria; Philodinida; Philodinidae
Source: the annotation of a GenBank genome assembly